Messenger RNA from Scaptodrosophila lebanonensis, 925 nucleotides. RefSeq lists its product as uncharacterized. The transcript is spliced from 2 exons. The record is from RefSeq and is a predicted model, not a curated record. Bases 20 to 925 code for a protein of 301 amino acids. NCBI's taxonomy places the organism in Eukaryota, Metazoa, Arthropoda, Insecta, Diptera, Drosophilidae.
GCGAAAAUCAGGAUAGAAAAUGUCGUCGCAGUUGAAUUUGAAAGAUCGUAAGACGAACUUUCCACGCAUAAAUCUUGUGCGCGAAACCCAUAGCAUCAUGACCUUAAGAAAAAGAUUAAUGCCGCACAUAAAUACUUCUCUAGCGCAGAUCAAGCAGAUGAGUUCGAACGAAAAGUUAAAAAUUGGACCUUUGAGGCGCACACUUUAUGCCAAAUACAAUCCCACAACCAGCAAGAUACUUGAUAUCAAUGCUCCUCCAUCUGCAUCAGACCACCAAGACGAGGGAAUGGGGAUGAUGCUAGCUCGAAUCCUAAAGGACGACUCGGGCGUGGGGGGCGAGGCAGUGCCACAGGCUGCCAGCAAGCCCGUCAAGACCGAGGAGGUGGAGGAGGAUAAGGUGCUGUGCGAAGAGGACAUUCGAACGGCCACUGAUCACUGGCAGUUUUUUGGCCAGCAGGUGCAGUUCGAACAGGAAAUGCUACUCCAACAGCAGCAACAACAACAGGAGCAGGUGUUUGUGCGCCAGGACGACGGCAGCUAUGCGCCCUGCGCCUCUCAGGAGGAGCCGAAGGCACUGAGCGGCCACUACAUGCGCGAGAUUUCGCUUGAGGAUGGUCCACUAGUCCUGCUCUGCAGUGGCGACGGCGUUGUCAACUACAAUGCCAAUGACAGGAUCAGCCUGGACAUCAGCGAUGCUCCCAUGUACGUGGUACACCGGGAUGAUAGUGUGGUGGCUGGCAUGCAGCUGACAGCUGACGGAAAUGACGGCGGGGAUGGCGAAGAGAUUAGGAAAGAUGUGGAACUUGGAGAAAUUGUGCAAGUCGAGGGGAUCAUACAGGAAGGACAGCCUCCCUAUCUGGUUCAGGCGGUCGAUGACGGCGAACUGGCCUUCGACGAUCUCAUUGAGUACGCGCCCGAGGAGUAA